UGAGUGAGUGUAAGAAAAGCAUUAGGAAAAAUGACACCAUCAAAUUCUCUCGUUUUGGUGCUUUCAUAUUCCUUUCUCUUCUUUUUAGUUAUCGCAAGAGAAGGCCAUACUUUGGACCGAAGCAUAGAAGCCCACCACUACCACACCCUUGAACUAAGCUCUUUCCUACCAUCCUCCAUUUGUAUCCCUCCCACUAAAGAUGCGAAGAAACAAGGAUCAUUGCAAGUGGUUCAUAAACAUGGACCAUGUUCUACGAUCAAAGAAGACAUGGUCAAACCCUUAACAGUAGAAGAAAUCUUCUCCCAUGACCAGUCAAGAGUUGACUCAAUCCACUCCAAGUUGACCACCAUCACAACCACCGGAAAAAAAGACACGAAAACCUCCAAAGCCACCAUCCCUGCAAAAUCCGGCAGCACAAUCGGCUCCGGCAACUACAUAGUCACAGUCGGAUUAGGCACACCAAAGAAAGACCUCUCACUCAUUUUUGACACCGGCAGCGACCUAACAUGGACCCAGUGUCAACCAUGUGCUCGGUCGUGCUACAGCCAGCAAGAACCCAUAUUCACACCGUCGUCAUCCACCUCAUACACCAACAUCUCAUGCACUUCAACCGAGUGCUCCGGCCUCAUCUCCGCCACCGGAAACACACCCGGUUGCAGCUCAUCCACCUGCGUCUACGGAAUCCAGUACGGUGAUCAGUCCUUCUCAGUAGGGUUCUUCGGAACAGAGAAACUUACACUCACUUCAAAAGACAUAAUUGAUAAUUUCUAUUUCGGGUGUGGCCAAAACAACCAAGGACUGUUCGGCGGCGCCGCCGGGUUGCUAGGUCUUGGUCGGGAUAAGCUCUCGGUUGUGUCACAGGCUGCUAAGAAAUAUGGGAAAGUCUUCUCCUAUUGUCUCCCAUCAAGGUCUAGCUCCACCGGUUUUUUGAACUUUGGAGGUGGCGGAGCUUCCACCGGAGUUAAGUACACACCGCUUUCUACCUCACAAGGGAGCUCCUUCUAUGGGCUUGAUCUUGAAUACAUAAUCGUAGGUGGAAAAAAAUUAGCAAUAAGUCCGACUGUUUUUUCAACAUCGGGGAUGAUUAUAGACUCAGGAACAGUGAUAACUCGGCUACCACCCACGGCUUACUCGGCUCUAAGUACGGCAUUUAAAGCACAGAUGACACAAUACCCGUUGACUAAAGCAUUGUCUAUACUUGACACAUGUUACGAUUUUACUAAAUUUAGUAGUGUUAAAAUACCAAAGAUAAGUAUGGUUUGGGGUGGGAAUACAAUCGUGGAUAUUGCGGCUUCUGGGACACUUUAUGCAAAUGGGAUUAGUCAAGUGUGUUUAGCUUUUGCUGCGAAUGGGGAUGAUUCUGAUCUUGCAAUAUUUGGGAAUACUCAGCAGAAGACAUUGGAGGUUGUGUAUGAUGUGAAUGGAGGAAAGGUAGGAUUUGGCAAUGGAGGAUGUGCUUGAAUACAAAUCAUAAAAUGAAUACAAAAGGAUACAUGGUUUACAAAGGUUUAAAGAUGCAUUUUACAUGAAGAUUGUUGGAAUAAGGUAUACAUGUAGGUUUUGUUGAUUACCACUGCUUGAUAUCUAAGAUUUAUGCAACUAAAUGUACAUUAUAUAGCUUGCUUUUGAUUUCAAUCGAACAGAUAUAUAGUUGUCAAGAUCAUACAUAUCAUAUUUGAUUCACAUGUAAAACAAUGCAAAUUAAUCAUGAUAAAUGUUUCCACA
Molecule: messenger RNA, 1725 nt
Organism: Lactuca sativa (garden lettuce)
Lineage: Eukaryota; Viridiplantae; Streptophyta; Magnoliopsida; Asterales; Asteraceae
Product: aspartyl protease family protein At5g10770
Biological process (GO): proteolysis
Molecular function (GO): aspartic-type endopeptidase activity
Source: RefSeq, a predicted model, not a curated record